Molecule: messenger RNA, 738 nt
Organism: Trachymyrmex septentrionalis
Lineage: Eukaryota; Metazoa; Arthropoda; Insecta; Hymenoptera; Formicidae
Exons: 1
Coding region: 1-738 (245 amino acids)
Molecular function (GO): zinc ion binding; nucleic acid binding
Source: RefSeq, a predicted model, not a curated record
AUGGGUGAGGCAAGGACGAAGGUUCCCUUGGAGGAACUGGGUAUAGCGGACACGAGAUUAAGGCGUGCGCAGACUGGCGGUCUACUGAUAGAGAUCGCGGGAGCGAACGCUGGUACAAAGGCGGACUCUCUAGCGGAGAGGCUCAGCGCCCUCUUUAAAGAGGGAGAGGAAGUGAGGGUGAUACGCCCAAUUAGAAGGUUGGAGUUCCGUCUCGUUGAUUUGGACGAGUCCGUAACGGCCGACGAAAUCAAGGAGGCUGUCGCGGCACGAGGAAGAGUACCACUGAGCGACGUGCGCGUUGGACCUUUGAGACCCCGAGGGGGAGGUCUCAACAGCGUGUGGCUGCAGUGCCCUGAGCUCUGCGCGGAGGUGAUACGAAAGGACGGAGGACUGCGAGUGGGGUGGUCGCGAAUGCGACUGAUACCGCUGGCCAGGAGGAGGCUCCAGUGCUACCGGUGCUUAGCGGUGAGACAUACCAGGGUCAACUGCAGGAGCGCCGUAGACAGGAGCAAUAGAUGUUUUAAAUGCGGAAAGGAGGGGCACAAGGUGAUCGACUGUCGGGCUUCGCCUCAUUGCCCUGUGUGCGCGGCGAGGAACUUGCCGGCUGGACACAGGGCUGACGGAGACGGGUGCGCUCCUUACAACGGCUUGGUGCGAGCGACCGUUCCUGCUGCCGCGAUCGUCCCUGCGUCGGGGAGUGUUUCCCCCGCGCAGGAUGCGAUGGUGGUGGACGGUUAG